AUGGGAGGGGAUUUCUUCUCAGUUGAUGGCAUUUUUUGGACGAAUAAAGAAAUUGCUUGCAUUGUAGGAGUCGCAUGUGUGAUCAGUCCUGGUCUUCAAACUCGAUGCAGAUGUGCCAGGCCGAAAUUUGAAGACAUCCGUUAUGGGGAGGUCAGUACCUACACGUCGGAAAAUGAUUUUAUCGACUGUUCAAGUCCAUUAAUUAGCUUGAGAAUGGGUCACACCUAUGGCGGAUCUAAUUUAGAGCCUAUAAGGCAGGAGGGUAACAACACAGAUGAUUCUCAGAGGUUCAAUAAAAACAACGAGAAAUCAAGACUGAGUGUCGAAUGUCCAGAGCCACAUCAAAACUUAAUAAUAUCACAAAAUGAUACCCAAAAGAUACAAAAACAGAACACUGACAUUAUGAGUAAAGACAAUGGUCGUAAUAAGGCGUCUAAUUCAAAAUAUCUGAAUCCCAGUUAA
Molecule: messenger RNA, 462 nt
Organism: Thelazia callipaeda (thelaziosis nematode)
Lineage: Eukaryota; Metazoa; Nematoda; Chromadorea; Rhabditida; Thelaziidae
Source: the annotation of a GenBank genome assembly